Paramecium pentaurelia is the source of this 1351-nucleotide messenger RNA. NCBI's taxonomy places the organism in Eukaryota, Ciliophora, Oligohymenophorea, Peniculida, Parameciidae. The record is from the annotation of a GenBank genome assembly.
AUGGCUGAGGAAGAUUGUUAUAUAAGAGAUUUUGAAGUAUUUUACACUUAACCAGAAAUAAUGUUUUAUAAAUUGAAUGAAGGUUGUUUAGAGUAAAUUUAUGGUCAAUGUCUAAUUUGCAAAGAAGGUUGGAUUUAAGAUGAAUUGCUUGAAAAUUGUCAUCCAAUUUGUGGUGAUGGGCUCAUUCAAGGUUAAGAAGAAUGUGAUGAUGGUAAUCUAAUAUCAAAAGAAUCUUGUACUUUAUGCAAAUAUUCAUGUAUACAAUUUUGUUCAAUAUGUUAAUUUGGAAUUUGUCUACAAUGUUAAGAUGGAUUUUUCAUUAAUGAUAAUUUUAAUUGUGAUCCUUUAUGUGGAGAUGGUAAUUUAAUUCCUUAUUCAACUGAAUAAUGUGAACUGACCGUUAAUGGGGAAUCGGAUAAUUGUUAGGAAUGCAGAUUUAUAUCAAUUGCAAAUUGUAAAACAGACUAUCUUUCAAUUUGCUUAGAGUGUGAAGUGGGAUAUUAAAAAUUGGGAAACAUAUGUUUCCCUUAUUGUGGAGAUAAAUUGAUUCUGGAAUAAUAUGAGGAUUGUGAUGAUGGUAAUUUGUAACCUUAUGAUGGUUGUUUUGAAUGUAAGUUUCAAUGCAUUGAAGAUUGCAACAUUUGUGAAAGAGGAUAGUGCAUUUUGAGAUGUGAAAUAGGAUAUGAAUUUGCUAAUAAUGGUUGUCUUUCUGUUUGUGGUGAUCAAAUAAUCACAAAAGAAGAGGAUUGUGAUGAUGGCAAUACAAUCAUAUUUGAUGGUUGUUUUAAUUGCAGGUAUUCUUGUCCAGAAAAUUGCUUUGAUUGCUAUUAAGGUACUUGUUUAAAAUGCAAUUAUCAAUAUUUAUUACUAAUUUCAAAUCAAUGCAAAUAAUAAUUAGAUUGUGGAGAUGGAUUGCUUUAGGAAUAAGAGGAUUGUGAUGAUGGAAAUUUUUUAGCAACGGAUGGAUGCAAGGAUUGUUUAAUUGAAUAAAAUUGGGUAUGCAUGACAAUAACAACAGAUUCUCUAAGCUAAUGCUCAUUUAUCAAAGCUCCAAAUUUAUUAAUUAAUUAUCUGAAUAUUACUUAAAAUAAAUAGUAUAUAAGUAUCUAAUUUAAUUAAAAAGUAAAAAUUUAAACAGCUUAACCAUUAUCAGAAACUAUAAAUUUUGAAAUAUCAAAUAUAGAAAAGAAGAACUGGAAUAGUCACUUAUAUAUUAUAUAGGAUGUUGGAUCAGAUGUAAGUUUUGGAGAAUUUAUUGUCUAAAUAGAAAUAUAAUAAUUACUUGAAUUUAGGCCAGUCUUGAAAAUUAAAGUAAAUUAGACUGUUGUUAAUAUAGAUGAUGCUGUUUUGA